AUGGAAUGGGAACAUGUCCGACUGGCUCAGUUUGCCCAGUUCCAUCAGACACCACCACCACAGGAUCAGGUGCCGCAAGUCCAGACUCAAAAUAUGAUCCAGAACCAAAGCAUGUCAGGAUUUUCGGUAGAGGCCAAGCAUUUGCGAGAUUUCAAGAAGUAUAACCCCAGCACCUUCAAUGGGUCACUAAAGGACCCUACCAACGCAGAAUUAUGGAUAUCCUUUAUUGAAACGAUUUUUCGUUAUAUGAAAUGCCCAGAAGACCAGAAGGUGCAGUGUGCCGUUUUUAUGCUUUCUGACAAGGCUCAGAUCUGGUGGCAGUUGGCAGAAAGGAUGUUGGGUGUAGGAGGGGAUCCAGUGACUUGGGAGCAGUUUAAGGAGCGCUUUUACGCGAAGUACUUCUCGGCCAACCUGAGGUACAAUAAGCAGAGGGAGUUCUUGGAGCUGAGGCAGGGACACAGGUCAGUGGAGGAGUAUGACCAGGAGUUUGACGCCUUAUCCCGUUUUGCCCCGGAGUUGGUCGCCACCGAAGCCAUGAGGGCAGAAAGGUUCAUUCAAGGCCUAAAAGAAAGUAUACGAGGUAUCGUGCAAGCAUUUAAACCAACCACUCAUGUUGAGGCACUUCGUUUGGCAGCCGAGGUGGACCCACAGUCAGGAGAUGAGUUUUCACUAGUAUUUGGGGCGGGACCUUCCUCAGGUCAAAAGAGGAAGGCAGAUCAGAAGGAUUUCAAGCCUCACCCCCAUCAGAAGGUUCAAGGUUCAGACAGAUCGCUUCGUCAUUUUAGGCAGCAGGCUGCCGAGACGGGUGCAGUGGAGAGGAUGCGACCGGUGUGUAGCUCGUGUGGACGACGUCACUGGGGUCAAUGUUUGGCAGGCACCGGAGUUUGUUUUCAUUGCAAGCAGAAGGGGCACUUGUUAGAUAGAUGUCCUACUAGAGGCAUGUUCAGUCUUGGGAACCAGUUUGUAGGCCAUGAUCAGAGGAGUUCAGGUAGGCUCCAGCAUCAGCCAGGUUGUGUUUACUCUACCACUCAGCAAAGACAUGUUCCCAUUCCAUAUUCUAGUAUGCUCAAGGUUGCAAACAAUCUGUUGGACUUUUUGUCUUGGGGCCUUUACCUGCUGACACACAGCACUUACUGA
Benincasa hispida (wax gourd) is the source of this 1137-nucleotide messenger RNA. The record is from RefSeq and is a predicted model, not a curated record. Lineage: Eukaryota; Viridiplantae; Streptophyta; Magnoliopsida; Cucurbitales; Cucurbitaceae.